Molecule: messenger RNA, 3130 nt
Organism: Lates calcarifer (barramundi perch)
Lineage: Eukaryota; Metazoa; Chordata; Actinopteri; Centropomidae
Product: CUE domain-containing protein 2
Exons: 9
Coding region: 264-1118 (284 amino acids)
Source: RefSeq, a predicted model, not a curated record
AGUAGCUAUGUUUAACCAAGCGGUUUACAAUCAGAGGAAAUGACGUGCCAGUGUUUUGAAUCGUGCGGGCUAACAAGCAGCACAGAAAGCCUGUAACCACUGUACUGACCAGCCUCCCCCCUACUACAUCUGGGGAAAACUUUGAGCUUCAUGUCCCUAUAAUUUCUUCACAGUUUGCAGUCACUGCUGCUCAUUUUAACACCGUGGACCAUCUGCUGUACCCCGACUCCAGCACUUCCUCUACUGCGCAGUUGGAGAACGCAAUGGACCUCCAUAAAAUCAUCCAUAAUGCAAUGCACGAAUUUAUUCAGACUUACAUUCCCGAUGCCGAUCUCAGCACAUUGGAUGAUGUUCUUCUGUCUUACAUCACUGGAGUCCUGGAGGAUCUUGGCUCCCAGCAGAGUGUGGAGGAAAACUUUGACGUGGAGGUCUUUGCAGAAAUGCUAGAAGCUUACAUACCAGGCUUUGCUGAAAUUGACAGUGUAAAAGUCUGUGAAAUGAUGUUCAAUCUGGCUUCAAAACUAGCCACAGCUCGGACCUUAGCCGACGAAGAAAACGGUGUGCCUAAGGCAAGGACAGAUGAUGUUUCAUUGAAACUCACUACCCUGCCUAGUGACCCUCCACCAGGAAGAGAAACACAGUGCCUUAAAACGCAGACAGAGGGUGCCACUGCCAAGCCACCAGUGUCUGAGUGGGAGACCCAGGAGCAGCACCUGCUUGAGAUGUUUCCCAAGUGCAGUCUGUCCGAGGCUCGUAGUGCCCUGUCUAUUGCCAAAGGAGACAUGGAGGAAGCUGUGCGCCUUAUCAUAGAGGGUGAUGUCCAACUCAGCCCCACUCCUCUCAAUGUAAACCAUGGGAAAAAUAUUUCCUCAGUGGCAGACCAGAAACUUAAGGAGAGCAUCCUUGAGAAGUACAUGCUGGUGGACAGAGAGGAGGACAACAAAACACACCGGCCUGUCGCCCCCAAAGACGCUCCAAAGAAGCUAGUGCGGUACCAUGGUAACCAGGUGGUAACCACAAAAGGAGAGCGAUACCAGCUUGUGAAGAAAAACGAGACAGAGGACAUGAAGAAGACGUAUGUCAACCUCAAGCCUGCACGAAAGUACAGAUUCCAUUGAUGAUGAGCACAAAACUGUAAGAGCAGCUACUGACAAUAUUGUUUACACUAUUAUUAAUUUAUUAAGUCCAUUUAGCCUGAAUUUAUUUGAUUUUUUUCCCAAGUAAAGGAUCAUAUUUGUUAGUUAGUGUCAGUGGCUUAUUUCAAAAAAUGUUACCAUUAUAUGCCUUGGUUAAAACAUACAAUGACAGUGUUUCAGUCCUAUAACUGUUCAUUUCCUUGAGAAACGUUUGAAAUUUUGUGUAAUAUUUUGGUGAGGAUGUUGUAACUUGUGUUCUAGUUUGUAUAAGAGCCUAAACCUAUCUACAUUUUGCCAUCUCAGCAGAUCUGUUGCACUGACGUUAUUGUCUUUUUUUACCACUUCAUUUUCUUUCUUUUUUGUUAGUUCUUUUUUUUUCAUAUUAUUCCUCAUUUGUAUUGUCUUUAACGUAGUACAAUAUAGAUUCAUAGUUGUGACAUAAAGUUAUAGAGAUGAAUCUAUUUUCAUUUCUGUAAAUAAGUUCUAGUGGUGCUGUAAAAUUUCCUCUGGACAUUACGAGUCUCAACAGCUUUUUUUAUGUACAUAUAGAAAAAAUCAUUGAUGCCAAUUUUAUUUAAAGUUCUAUUUUUACAUCAUACAGUGAUAGUGCUGUGAAAAUGUUUGGUCGAGCCUUAUGUUUUGGACAAUUUGUUGUGCUACAAAAUGGUUUUCAGAUGAAACUCGUGUUGUAUAGACAGAAUUUUAAAUGAGCAUUUGUACAGCAAGUGGCCCCAACAGUCAUUACCUAAGGGUUUGAUAUGCGGUCUCCCUUGGUGGGGGCAUGCUACGACCGUCCAGUUUAUAGUAUUUCCGAUACACCUUUAGCAUAAUUUGCUCAGAAAGACUAGAACAUAGCAUGUGUAGUACUGAAUGUUGACUAAAGAAUCUGGCCUUCAUGAAGCACAAUAAUCCUUUUAUCUGGAUAUCUUUGCUGAACAAAUCAGUUUUUCCUCCGCAAAUGUCGCAGAUUUGAGCAGAAUUAUCCAGAUAACUUCAGAUAAUGAGGGACUUGAGUAUCACCUUGAAUUGUCCUCUUGAUGUCUCCACAAGAGCAAGACCAUCUGAUUUGUUUUUUAUCACAUUCUAUCAUACCAAUUAAUGUAUGUGAUAGAGGACAUGUUAAUAUUUGUCAGUGACACAGCUAAGUUGAUUGAACAAGGCAUGCGCUUAUUUUAACUUUAAAUGUAAUUUUAAUACUCAGCUGUAAUGGAAAACUCUAACUACUAGUUAAGUCUCUGUUAAUUAAUUUUCUAGCACAACAAAUUCAAUUCUCAAGGGGUGCACUAACUAUUACAGCACUAUAAUAUCUGGUAUAAUGAAGUGGAGGACUGUGGUUGCCCCUUAAAUGUUAACCGAAACAUGCUGCCGGAGGACUUGAUUUUAAAGUUCAUUCCAACAGCAUUACCUUUAUUUUUGAUAUAGAUGUUUAGAUUUGCAAAGUCUCAGAUCAUGCAUUUAUUGUGAAGAGGCGCUGUCGUGUGCUUUCAGGGUCCGUUUACAUGUUACUCAAGUGGUCCUCUGUCAUGGCUCCUUUCAUCUCAUUUGUGUUUGUGUGAACUUUGCUUCGCUUGUGAUUGUUGGUUGUGGAACUUUUGAAUUAUGAUUUGAUUCUUAUUUCUUGUUAAUUGUAUAUUAGGAUAAAUGAGUCAGUCAGGUUUUUUUCUUUUUUUUACCAAGAUAUACCAGCUGUUUAUUUGUGUUCCCCUCUGCAUCCAUUUGGAGCAACUAUUAGCAAUUGUUUUCAAUUGGUGGUAUAAUAUUAGUUUUCCUGAGUGUAGGUGGUACACAAUCAAGUGUUGAAAAGAUGUGUUGUUACUGAUACUUCUAUUUAUCAGCAGCAAUGUUGUCUUUAAUUACUAUCUGAUGGUGUUACUGUAGAGCAUGGAAUGGAUUUACUGAAGCUAUUUAGUCACAACUGAGUUUUAACCCCUCGCUUUGAGAAACCCCUGACGCACAAUUUAUAGUAAAUAAAUACUAAUUUUUGUAGACUACCA